Messenger RNA from Xiphias gladius (swordfish), 1479 nucleotides. Its product is annotated as transmembrane protein 47-like. The transcript is spliced from 3 exons. Gene Ontology annotation, biological process: cell-cell adhesion. The record is from RefSeq and is a predicted model, not a curated record. NCBI's taxonomy places the organism in Eukaryota, Metazoa, Chordata, Actinopteri, Istiophoriformes, Xiphiidae. Gene Ontology annotation, cellular component: cell-cell junction; membrane. The coding region runs from base 110 to 649 and encodes 179 amino acids.
UCCAGCUGGACGCACACGAAAGCAGUGUAGGCUAUGGUGGGAGAAGACGCACACGGACCUCCAGCGAGCUCAUUUCACAGUGACUGACCUGUUAUCUUUUAAAGAGAAGAUGUCUGUGAACGAGGUGUAUGUGUUCCGACCCUUCAAGCUGAUCGCGCUGCUGUGCGUCUUUCUUGCGCUGUGUUUGGACGUGGUGGCUCUGCUGAGCCCAGCCUGGGUCACAGCGGAGCACUUCUCCCUUUCUCUGUGGGAGUCCUGCUCCCAGUCCGAGGCACGGCACCCGACGGAGGAGGCUCAGUGGAGCUGCUUCUCCACCCUCACAUCUGACUGGCAGAUUGCCACCCUGGUGCUUCUGGUGGCCGGCGCCGUGGCAACUCUGGUGGCCUUUUUGGUGGCCUUUAUUUCCCUCUGCCGGGGGACACAGAGACGGCACUACCGCACCGUGGCUGUGUUCCUCUUCACUGCAGUGGUCCUGCAGGCCUGCGCUCUGGUCCUCUACCCAAUCAAGUUCAUCGAUGGAACGGUUCUCCAGACCUACCACGAGUUCAAUUGGGGCUAUGGGCUUGGCUGGGGAGCCACCAUCUUCAUGUUGGGUGGAGGGAUCCUCUUCUGCCUGCGGACGGACAUGUACGAGGAUGCAAUGUACUGAGUCCUUUGUCAACCCACGCUGCUGGAAAUACACACAUAAACAAACACACACACACACACACAAAUUCCCGUAUAGGAGGCGUGUUACUUUCCUUCACUCUGCACAUGGCCAAUGCAUAUGUGAGCACAGACCCUGUUUCUCCUUUUCUCUUGCUGUCUUGCUCUGUUAUUUUUAGACAGGUUGUGAAUGCCUAAUUUAGGCCAGGGCUGUUUGAAUAGCCCCCACACCACCACCACCACACACCACACACACACACACACACACACACACACACACACACACACACACUCAGCUAGUGGGUCCCUCAGCCCUGCCAGUAUCAGCGGUGAGGUGGCAAAGAUAAAGCACAGAGAGCUUUCUGGACAGGCACGAGCCUCCGAUGCUGGACGUUUCCACUGUACGUUGACCUGGGUCUCCAUUGUCAGAGAAACAGGACAGUAGAUUCUGAGCACAGAUGUGAUUGUGCAGUGGCUGAACAUUGAAAGGAACUGACUUAUCUCCAAAUUUCGUUUUUUAUUCUUUUUGUAGCAUUUCACGAGGACAAGCUUUUUGUUAAUGUAUUUAUGGCAUCAUUUCCCUCUUUUUAAAUAUUGAAAACCUGAACUUGUCCCUCCAUGUUUUCUAGCUGAAACAUAGUAUCUAGUAAAGCUAAGCCUUCUGAUAUUAGAAGUGUAAAUUAGUCAGCUUUGAUAUAUGCUGGAGCUAUCGAGUGUUUGUAGUUUGUUUGGAAACUCACACUAGUUUGUCUCAAAGGAAAAAUGUAAAUGUGUACAAAGUAUUUCUACAUGAAUGAAAAUCCAGAAUAAACAGCUGUAGUUUUGGGAGUUUUA